AUGUCUUUGUCAUGGACAGGUCGAACUGCAACUAUUAUCAAACGAUCGUUUCCAUUUAGAACACUGCUUUCAGUCAAGGAUGUUCGCUACAGAGCGACACAAUGGUCGUUUCAUCACACACAGUCUUGUCAUUCUGCAUUCAAUCCAAUUGGAACUAGAAUUGGACUGGGCUUGACCAUCGCUGUAUCUUCAUUACUAGCUAUACACUACAGCAGUCUCUUUCAGGUCGAUUGCUCUCCAACGUAUCAAGGUGUGCCUGUAGCUGCCACAUUUUUAAUUCAUCAGGCAACACCCAUCAUUGCAGAUGCAUUUCCAGGACUGGAGAUCUCUGCAGUGUUUGCUCCUGGACUUGGAGGACAUGUUUAUCAAGAGACUGGAGGUGUUAUGGGCAUGUAUCGUACAGGUGCUGUUUUAGAAGUUCCCAUGUUUGAGCGUUUAUCAGCAGAAGAAGAACAACGACUGGGUGCAGCAGGUAUCUUUAAAGAAGCUGUUGGAGUGUUGCGAGUCACUGGUGACUGCAAGUAUGGAUGUGCAAAAGUCCAACUACGGACACUGACUCUGUUUUCUCUCGAUGCAGAAGGUCAGUUGGAUAGAGACCAUCCAAUAUGGUCGUUCAAGGCUCUUGGUUGA
Messenger RNA from Batrachochytrium dendrobatidis JAM81, 630 nucleotides. RefSeq lists its product as uncharacterized. The transcript has a single exon. NCBI's taxonomy places the organism in Eukaryota, Fungi, Chytridiomycota, Chytridiomycetes, Rhizophydiales. The record is from RefSeq and is a predicted model, not a curated record. Bases 1 to 630 code for a protein of 209 amino acids.